This is a messenger RNA of Pseudonaja textilis, 2895 nucleotides long. RefSeq names its product SPT7 like, STAGA complex subunit gamma (gene SUPT7L). Gene Ontology annotation, molecular function: transcription coactivator activity; protein heterodimerization activity. Gene Ontology annotation, cellular component: SAGA complex. Lineage: Eukaryota; Metazoa; Chordata; Lepidosauria; Squamata; Elapidae. The record is from RefSeq and is a predicted model, not a curated record.
GCCCUUCUUGAAGGGGUGGGGCCCUUUCCAGGCUGCGGCGGAGGGGAAGCGGCCGAGCGGAAAGAAAAAGGGGAUGCGGCCGUGAUUUCAAGGCCAAACGCUGGGCGCUAUUUGAUAUUCCCCCCCACUCCCCAAAAAGUAUCACCAAGCUAGGCCUUGGGGGGGAUACCUGAGGCUGGGACUUCCUGAAUCCGGUUUGGUUGAGCGUUGCGGUAACUGAGAGUCUUUGGGAUGGGACACUAAGAAAGUUACUUCUUAAAGAAGAUGUCGCUGAGUUAAUUUAAAUUGACUGUAUUACUUAAUGAACUCUUCAGCUGCAAUGAGAACUCAAUAGUACAUUUUUAGACUCCCUGCUCCCCACAAUUUGCCAAAUCAAAAAAAACCCCACCUUUUCACAAGGAUACCACAGAGUCAGUCUUCUUCAUAGGACAAUUACUUUGUUAUCUGAAAUAUUACCUGAAUAUAUUCCAUUUGGUCAACCAGUAAAAAAGAUGCUCCGCUACUGGGGUGAGAUCCCUGUUUCUUCCAGUCAGACCAACCGCAGCUCUUUUGACUUGCUUCAGCGGGAGUUCCGUACUGUAGAGGUCCAGGAUCCUCCGUUGCAUCAACCGUCAGCUAAUAAGUCUAAGCCCACAACCACACUUGAUAGUCCUUCAGAGCCCUGUAGCCUCACCAUUCAUACGGUCCAGCUAAUCCAACAUAACAGGAGGUUGCGUAGCCUCAUUGCCACAGCUCAGACUCAGAACCAACAGCACCUGGAGGGUAUCAAGAUGGAAGGAAGUGAGCCUUUGCCAACUUGUCCUGGGUCCCCACCUCUCCCUGAUGACUUGCUUACUUUGGAUAGUAAAACACCCAAGAUGCCAUUCCAGUUGAGGCACAGUGAUCCAGAAAGUGACUUUUACAGAGGCAAAGGAGAGCCAGUAAUAGAGUUGAGUUGGACUUCUUGCCGCCAGCUUCUCUAUCAAUCUAUAGCUACCAUUUUAGCUCAUGCUGGCUUUGAAUGUGCCCAUGAAAGUGUUCUGGAGACUCUGACAGAUAUCGCUCAUGAAUACUGCUUGAAGUUCGCCAAACUUCUGCGUUGUGCUGUGGAUAGAGAAGCUCGGCUUGGACAGACCCCUUUCCCAGAUGUUAUGGAACAGGUCUUCCAUGAAGUGGGCAUUGGCAGUGUGCUCUCUCUGCAGAGGUUUUGGCAACAUCGAAUUAAAGACUAUCAUAGCUAUAUGCUACAGGUGAGCAAGCAACUCUCCGAGGAGUAUGAAAAACUUGUAAACCCUGAGAAGGCAGCAGAAGAUUUGAAACCUGUAAAAAUCAAGGAAGAACCUGUUAGUGACAUCACAUUUCCUAUGAGUGAGGAGCUGGAGGGGGAUCUUGCAUCUGGAGACCAGUCAUUGCCUGUUGGAGUCCUUGGAGCUCAGAGUGAACGCUUUUCAUCCAACUUGGAAACUGAGGCCUCUCCACAAACUUCUGGUGGUGAGGUGAACACUUCUCCUCUUUGGAACUUGGCCCCAGUAAAAAUGGAACCACAAGAGAAUGAAGAAGGCAAUGUUCAUGGGCACCACGGAGUCCUAGGUGGUGAUGUAUUUGAAGAGCCAAUGUCAGGCAUGAGUGAAGCUGGGAUGCCACAGAGCCCAAAUGGUUCUGAAAGCAGUUAUGGUUCUCAUUCCCCUGAUAGUUUGAUGGGCUCUUCACCAGUUUUCAACCAACGCAGCAAAAAGAAGAUGAAGAAAAUGUGAAUUAUAUCUGGGAAGUUCUGAGAAUGUGAACUAAUUCAGAAAAAUUAGGACUCUUAUCAAGAAAAUAAUGUUUGAGUUGAUGGAUUUUGCAUGUUGUGAUUACUGUUCUACCUGAGAGACUUUCCACCAUCUGAAGGUCUAGAUGGCUUUCAGUGUAGCAAACACCAUACAGUAGGGGUCCCAAAACUUGCCAAGUUUGGAGACCUCUGCCAAACUGUAACAUUGGUUUGGCAAAAAAAAAAAAAAAGGAGAGGUGUAAGUGACUUUUGGUGAAAAAAGAUCAACUCUAAUUACCCAUGGAAUCUUAUAAGCCAGCGUAGUUUCUGGUUAGUUGGAUUUUAGCUUAAGCAAUUUGGGUGCAAAGUAUCUUUAAUUUGAAGAGUGGAAACUAUGGAAGAGGCCUGAGAACUGUAUGACGUUGUAAUGGAAAUCUGUAAAUUCCAUUUUACUUUUGUUACAUGUUAUACUUUUCAUUUUUUGUCUAUGAAUUUAUAUUUUGAAAAAAAGGUUUUUAAUACAGAAUUUUUCUUCCAAUAUAAUUACUAUUACCAUUGCUUUUUGCUCAAAAUCAUGGCUGAUACCUGCUUUUCCUUUUAAUGAACCAACUCACCAUAUUUAAAGCUAAUAGAAACUGGUGAAUUUUAUGUAUUUAUGCUUUUUAUGUUGUUUUAUGUUUUUAAUAUUUUUAUAUUUUGUUGUAUAGUACACAGAUUGCUUUGAUCUAUGAUUGGUGCAGUAAACAAACUUUAUGAACUAUAUGAAGCACUAUUUUAAAAAAUGUGCAUAAUUUUAUUUUCUUUAUGCUAGUCCAGAAGGCCAAUUUACUCAGAACAUUCAUCCAGCUCUGCAUACAAAUCUCCUAUGACUGAGUUCUUAAUUUUUUUUGUACUUGCACUCUGAAUAUAUAGUUGAACUUAAGUUGAAUGCAGCUGAGAGUAAACUUUGAAAGAUAUGACAUCUUCAAAACUGUGCUUUUAGUUAACAUAUCAUAAUGUACUAUUCCUUUAGAAGUUUUUGUUUCUACCAUUGAUGUGUAAUGCUAAAUAUAGAUGGACACUUUAUUAAUCUGUGGAGGGUUUGUAUGAUACAUGCUUUUAAUUGUUGAUUUUUUUACUUACUCUUGGACAUCAUUUUUUAAAAUAAAUGUUCCCUUUUUUGAUAA